Molecule: messenger RNA, 789 nt
Organism: Thyridium curvatum
Lineage: Eukaryota; Fungi; Ascomycota; Sordariomycetes; Thyridiales; Thyridiaceae
Exons: 1
Source: RefSeq, a predicted model, not a curated record
UGGCGGACGGGCGAGGCCAGCGCGGGCAGCAGGUACGCCAACGGCCACAGGCGGCUCAUGCGCAUGGGCCGGACGGCGCGGGACGAGGCGCUCGCGGGGCGCGCCGUCUGGCGCCGCGACAUGCACGACGUGGUGCUGCGGCACCGGCGGCGCCGCGCGGCCGACGAGAUCCUGGCCAUGGCGGCCGUGCGGUCGCGCACGCCCAUCGACAUCCUGCAGCGGUUCGACGGCGACGGCGAGUUCCGCGGCACGCCGGCGCGCGGGUGCGUGCUGGCCAUGGGGGACGAGGCCGCUGCGUUCAAGCCGCGCGGCGGCGAGGCCGCGGCGGGGGCUGCUGUCGACGAGGAGGGCGGCUUCGAGGAGAGGUUCGGGGCGGUGUUUGGCGGUGGCGGCGAGCAGGGAGGUGCCACGGCGGCCGCGCCUCGGCCUCAUAGGUUCGGCCCGUUCGCGCCGAUCAAGCUCGGGACGGCAAAGUACGGGUCGGUGCACCCGGUCUACGAUCUCACGAGGAUGCUCGGCGAGGAGGAGGUGCGCCGGCUGAGGGAGGAGGGCCCGGAGAUCCUGCGGGAGGGGUCCAUGUACCUGGUGCACGGGGACAAGAGGACCGCGGGCCUGCAGCUGAUGCUCUGGAGCCUGGAGGGCUAUCUCAUCGAGUCCAUGGGGCCACGGCCGGAGGUCGCGAAACCAGCGGCUGAGGCGGCCAGGGUGGUUGAGCGCUCUGCAAAGGCCGAGGAUACGGGCCUUGGAACCAAGGAUGAGGCGUCCAAGGGGCGCGCUACGGAGGAAUGA